UGCCUCAGCAAGGAAAACAAAACAAAGGAGCCGCGAGCCGAGCCCGGCGCGGCGGGGCUGGCGGCAGGAUGCCUCAGCCGCCUGUGGGCCCUGAGGGCAGCGCCUGUGGGCCCAGCGGCCGGAUUCUCCUAUGACCCCGCUACGAAGACGUCCCUGAGCCCCGGGGAAGGGGAGCGACACCCCACCCCCAGCUUUGCAGCCGGUACCUGAGCGGAGCAUGAGGCGCUGGUGCUACUAACCGCCCCCCUACGCGCACACGCACACACUCCCACCCACCCCCCAGCCGAGCAGCGGUGGAGGCUUCUCCCUGCCCCCCCCUCGAGGGGAGCGGGCCCGCAGCACUGGGCGGCGGUUGACUGUUUCUCUUGUGGCAUCUGUGUGGAAAGUGCCACACACACUCCAGAACAACGACGGCUUUUGCUUGCAUUUUCCAGUGUUUCUUUUGUCAGCGAGUUCAGCAAAGUUGUAAUUCUUCAAGUGCCAGCCCUGAGCUGAGUGAGGAGCCACCAGCAGAGAUGGUAAAAAUGACAAAAUCAAAAACGUUCCAGGCUUACCUGCCAAACUGUCAUCGAACCUACAGCUGUAUCCACUGCAGAGCUCACCUAGCCAAUCAUGAUGAAUUGAUCUCCAAGUCUUUUCAGGGAAGCCAGGGACGAGCCUACCUCUUCAAUUCUGUAGUGAAUGUGGGCUGUGGUCCAGCAGAGGAGAGAGUACUUCUGACAGGUUUACAUGCUGUAGCAGAUAUCUAUUGUGAAAACUGUAAGACUACUCUUGGAUGGAAAUAUGAACAUGCUUUUGAAAGCAGUCAGAAGUACAAAGAAGGAAAAUUUAUAAUUGAACUUGCCCACAUGAUCAAAGACAAUGGUUGGGAGUGAUUUCCCACGCCUCUCACACACUCUGGACAAUAUUCUGUGGAACAUGCUUUAUAAAGACUAAAGCAAAGUAAAGGAGGAUUCUGGCUGAGGUGGCUCUGAAAAUAUCGCUGAACUUUGAAACCUCACAAAUGAGUAGUGUAGUUUGUGGCUCUUUCAGGCCAUGUUUGCCUUUUUCUCCUUGUGUAAGUUCCCUCUUUUUGUAUAUGUACUCUUGUGUGAGCAGUUGUUUUGGAACAUUUUGGAUGACCUUUUUCUAAACUCUCUGAAUAGAGAAACCAUUAGUUAAUUGCAGAUGGAUUUUACUGGUUGGUAUCUAUCUUUUACCUACGCCUUUAAUGCUACCUUCUGCUGUGCAUGCUUCUUGCCUAAACACCUACACUCCAAUCCUAUGGAAGAUCUGUAUGAGCAGUCCUAAAGAAUGUAUAGGAUGGGGGUGUCUUUUUAUAUGUAGCAACUUCUGACAUCUUUUGGAAGUGAAGGGGAUGCAGUAUUGUAGUUUCAUUAAUUUCUUUUUAAAAUUUGGGAGUACAAAAACCUGUGUACGUUUUGUAAGGAAACUGAUUAUAGGUACAGUGCCCACUUAGAAAUCUUUCAGUUGCACUGACUGAAUGUGUAAGAUCUUAAAUUUUGUUAGGAAUACAUUGAUAUGUUGUUAUAAUUAGUGCAAAUAACUUGCAAGAACAUUAAGGAAUGGUACUGUAAUUAUAAUCAAAAUACAUUCCUUAUUCUGCAACCUUUUAUCUUUAGGGAAGAAGAAAAAAUAACAGCCUGCAAGAUCAAAGGGCACAAAAAUGUACAUGUCUUUCACUUGCUACCAAAUUUUUUUUUGCACUGUACCUUUAACAGUAACAGGGAGCUAUGCAUCAUUGAAGUUGUAUGGCUGGUUCCAUGUAGCUGCAUAGCCUAAUGCACUGGACAAAGAGGUUGAUAUAUUUAAAAAAAAAAACAAAACAAAAAAACCUUAAAAUUAUUCUACUGUCAUUUACAUUUGAACAAGAAUAGAUAUUUUUGUGGGAAAAAGGCCAUGGCCUAUGAGAGAAAAAUGGGGGUUAAUGGGAGGGUAGGAAAGUAAAGAAUGAAAGUUGAUUUCACUUAUUCAUAAAAUAGAAUAGCAAGAUAAUCCUUUUUUUUUUUUUUUUUUAAGUAUAAAGAAAGAAAAAGGGGGUUACUUGGUUUGCUGGAUAAAUCGCCCCCAAAGACAUUUUUGUAAUAAAGUUUUAUAUAAAAAUGUGCUUUCUUUCUGUGCUUUUUUUUUUUUUCUGGUUCUUCCAGCUACUUCUCAACUGGAGUGACUUGGAGAGAAACUUCUAUAGAUGUGUAUACACAAUAUUAAUUAUUGGGAUAUGUGUAUACACUUUCAGUGUCUUUAUAAAAUACUUUGUUCUGAGAGAGGAACUUUUGAACUUGGGCUCCCUUAAUUCUUGAGAAUAAAGUGGUUGGGUAAAUCUUUAACACUACAUAAGCACUAUGACAUAAUUAAUAAUAUGAAAGCCUUGCAAUACAAAGUAAUUCCUUUCAGUAACAUUUUAACUUGGCAUCUAUGAAGUCUAGUAAUAUGUGCCAUUGCUGCUGCUGCUGUUACGUUCUGGAAAAUCUCUCAUAGGCUUUCAGAAUUCUCCUGCACUUUACUGUUCUAUGUCAUUCAUUUAAAAAGUAUGCCAAUGGGUAAGAGCAAUACAGAUCUUUAGAGAGAGCUUUUCAUUUUCUUUUUUGGGAGGAGGGAAAAUCCUCCCAGCUAUAAAAAUUUUUCUACGAUGCAGGCUGGCUAAACCGCACAUCAGAAUUCUACAGAACUCAGUGUUUAACAAAACAAAAGUAAUUAACUUUUGGCCUUUAGUCUAAAGAACUAAGUCCAAUUUGGAUUUUAAAGGUAAUUGCACUGGUUUUCCAUGUUGAAGAAUAUGAUCAGACAAGAGAUUCCUCUAUGACUAAAACUCAUUGAUGAAAGAUGGGUUUUUGCUCAUCUUUUUGGCCCUUUCAACUUGGAAUCUCUCUUCACUAUUUUCUUCUAUUACAGUGCCAGCAAGGAAAGCACUGGCACAGUCAUAACAAGGAAAUGGAGAUGGUAUUGGUAUGAAUGUCUAAUUAAUUGUAAAAUUGAUACCCAUAAAGAUGUCUAUAGACAAAUUUAUCUCUCUUUCUCUUCUCCCCCAGCUAUAGACUUGUAAAGCAGUACACUAAGUUGAAGAAAAGAAAAAUAACUAUUUUUCACUAUAAAAGAGACCACACAUUUAAGGUUAGCUGUUCUUUUAAAGAAAGAGAAAAAUAUCAUUGCUACUUUACUUUAAAUAGCAAAGCUGGAUGUCUCUUGUUAGUGAGCUAAUAGAAGACCAAUUAUUAUUUAGGACCUCAACCUCUUUCUUCAGUGCAUUAUUUAUAUUUCACACUAGAAACUUUCACCAAAACCUUUAUUAGUCUCAAUGCCAAAGGUUGAAAUUUCAUGCAGUGCUUAACACCUAGAACUUUAAACUAUUGGCAUAAGGAGUUAAUAUAAAUUAUAUGUGAUGUUUAGGGCUUUUAAGAGAACCAAAUAAAGCAAUAUGCUUGAGUCUUGUGUGGGAAGGGGGAUAGAAUCAUAGAAAAGAGGACCUAUAAGAUCAUCAAGUCCGGUCCCCAGCCAUGGUGGAAAAGAGAAGCUAUACCUAAUACAGAAUUACUUCUAUGUAAUAUUUUUUCUGUUCAAUCUGAUACCUGGGAAUAAUAGAAAUGUUUGUUACUGUUUGAUAUAAGAAACUGGUUUUUAAACAGUUCUGCCCUUGUAAGAUAUGAAGCAUUUCAGUUAAUGGUUUUGGUGAAAGUUGAAUCCAGAUAUUAAUGGCUGCUGGUUGAUGUAAAGAGGUCAGUCUGGUCACUGAACCUUCCAGUAGCACAUAAAAAAUAAAAAACAGGAAAAACAAACAUUUACUUGAAAAGAAUUUUGAAAAGCAUUUUCCCUCUCACCAGUUCUUUGUAAUAUAUUAAGAUUAUAUUUAAAGAUUUUAUGUGUUCGUUCUGGGCAAGUUUACUUCCCCUCCAACUUGAGCACUUUUGUUACUUGUACUGGUUAUUUUUAUUGUUGGUCUUAACACUUAUUUUGUAUUAUUUUUUUUUUUUUUUUUU
Gavialis gangeticus (Gharial) is the source of this 3974-nucleotide messenger RNA. RefSeq names its product yippee like 1 (gene YPEL1). Bases 516 to 875 code for a protein of 119 amino acids. NCBI's taxonomy places the organism in Eukaryota, Metazoa, Chordata, Crocodylia, Gavialidae. The record is from RefSeq and is a predicted model, not a curated record. The transcript is spliced from 5 exons.